This is a messenger RNA of Sphenostylis stenocarpa, 1494 nucleotides long. NCBI's taxonomy places the organism in Eukaryota, Viridiplantae, Streptophyta, Magnoliopsida, Fabales, Fabaceae. The record is from the annotation of a GenBank genome assembly.
AUGGUGACGGUGAUGGGUGAAGAGGCCACCAAAUCCAAUCCCAAACUGACCCUGUUGCCUCUCAUAGCUCUAAUAUUCUAUGAAGUAUCAGGGGGUCCUUUCGGAGUAGAGGAUUCCGUUAGGGGAGGGGGUGGUCCUCUUUUCUCAUUACUUGGAUUCUUCAUUUUUCCUUUAAUAUGGAGUAUACCAGAAGCUCUUGUUACGGCUGAACUUGCCACCACCUUCCCUCAAAAUGGUGGAUAUGUUAUAUGGAUUUCCUCAGCCUUUGGACCCUUUUGGGGCUUUCAGGAAGGCUUUUGGAAAUGGUUCAGUGGGGUCAUGGACAAUGCUCUUUACCCCGUUUUGUUCCUCGAUUACAUCAAGCAAUCCUUGCCUCUCCUUGACCGAUUCACCGCUCGAGUCCCUGCUCUCUUGGGGAUCACAUUUUCACUAACUUACUUGAAUUACCGUGGUCUUCACAUUGUUGGCUUUUCUGCUGUUUUGCUUGCCCUUUUCUCACUUUCCCCAUUUCUCCUAAUGACCCUUCUUUCCAUUCCACUAAUAAGACCAAGGCGGUGGCUUGUUGUAGAUUUUGGCAAGGUGGAGUGGCGAAGAUACUUCAAUAGUAUGUUCUGGAAUUUAAACUAUUGGGAUAAGGCAAGUACCCUUGCGGGAGAGGUUGAAAAUCCAAGUAAAACGUUCCCAAAAGCACUUGUUGGAGCACUAGUCUUGGUGGUCUCCUCGUAUUUGAUUCCACUUCUUGCCGGAACAGGUGCUUUGGGGUCCUCGCCAAGUGAGUGGGAAGAUGGUUAUUUUGCACAGGUGGGGAUGUUCAUUGGUGGCUCUUGGCUCAAACUCUGGAUUCAGGUAGCUGCUGCUAUGUCUAACCUCGGCUUGUUUGAAGCAGAAAUGAGCAGUGAUGCUUUUCAACUUCAAGGGAUGAGCAAAAUGGGAAUGCUUCCAGCACUAUUUGCCUCAAGGUCUAAGUAUGGAACGCCCACGGUUAGCAUUUUGUGCUCUGCCACUGGAGUUAUCUUCUUGUCGUGGAUGAGCUUUCAGGAAAUCAUAGAGUUCCUCAAUUUCUUAUAUGCCGUAGGAAUGCUUCUUGAGUUUGCAGCUUUUAUAACUUUGAGGUUGAACAAGCCAAAUCUUUACAGACCUUACAGAGUUCCGUUGCCAACAUUUUGGGCGGCCAUGAUAUGUUUGCCUCCUGCAUUAUUGCUUAUUCUUGUAAUGUGCUUGGCUUCUUUGAGAACGUUCUUUGUCAGUGGAGCUGUAAUUCUCCUGGGGUUCAUCCUGUACCCUAUCUUAGUUCAAGCCAAAAAGAAGAACUGGUUUCUGUUCGAAGAAGAACCACCCUCCUUACAUUCCACUGGCUGGCGCCAAUGUCACUCAGUUGUUUCAGAAUUCACUGACCUCGACCGAGAAAAUAAGGAUGUUGAGCUUCUUGUGAGCUCACCAUUUUCCAGUGUGGAAGAAGACUUGUCUUUAGUGCAAAGUGAUUCUAAAGUCUAA